AUGGCAAACUCACAUCUGCCAUGGCAACAAUGUUUCUGUCCACACCUGCUGGUUCAGGUGAUCACAAGACCCCCAAACUUUGUAAACUCAGUCCAGGUCGAGUCCAUCGGGUCGGUCACCAUGAAGGCUGUUGCUGCUCUCGUCUUGUUGCUGAUGAAUGUGCGUUUGAGUUAUUCUUGUGAAGGAGAUGACAACUUUAUGUUCUGCUUAACGAUUCCAGCAGCUUUCAGGCCUGGUCGUUCAUCUCUGAUUAUGAUUGUGAAGAAUGUCGGGGAGAUAGACUCCACUGUGUUUAGCAGCGACAACCUCAACUCUAUCACCAACCUCAAGAUCGCAAACGCUGGUGUCACAGGAAUCGCUGAAGGGGCCUUCAGUUCUUUCAUAAAACUCACUAAUCUCAAUUUAGACCAGAACUUUCUGACUGAGAUUAACCCAAACUGGUUCAGUCGGCCUCACGUCCUCAGAGAAAUCGGACUGACAGAAAACCACAUUGAAGUUCUGAACGAGUCCAUGCUCAACGGGUUCGCUAACCUCACAAAGCUCAGGCUGAGUAAGAACAGGAUCAGAACCGUUGAUCCAGAUACGUUUCGCUCCCACACCAACUUGGCUGAGUUGGACUUGUCUGAGAACAGGAUGACUCGGGUCUCGCCUCAGGUCUUCAGGCCUCUCAGGUCCACCAGGAUCAGACUAGAUGGGAACCCCUGGGACUGUUCCUGUGGAGCGGAAGACUUUGUGGACUUCCUCAAAGGUUUGUAA
This is a messenger RNA of Anoplopoma fimbria (sablefish), 756 nucleotides long. RefSeq names its product leucine-rich repeat-containing protein 15-like. The record is from RefSeq and is a predicted model, not a curated record. The transcript has 3 exons. The coding region runs from base 1 to 756 and encodes 251 amino acids. Gene Ontology annotation, molecular function: protein binding. Gene Ontology annotation, cellular component: plasma membrane. Lineage: Eukaryota; Metazoa; Chordata; Actinopteri; Perciformes; Anoplopomatidae.